This is a messenger RNA of Lactuca sativa (garden lettuce), 1639 nucleotides long. RefSeq lists its product as uncharacterized. Gene Ontology annotation, molecular function: DNA binding. NCBI's taxonomy places the organism in Eukaryota, Viridiplantae, Streptophyta, Magnoliopsida, Asterales, Asteraceae. The record is from RefSeq and is a predicted model, not a curated record.
CGGCCUAGAUCAUCCUUCCACCCCGACAACUCUUCCAAAGGUCCGCAGCGGAUCACAGCUGUGUUUCUUUACUGUACUCUCUUACCUGCUUUGUCAAGUAAUGUAGACAAACUCUCCAAUACAUUCACACCCGAAGCCAUCAUCGGUUGUUUAAAGUAGACAAGAGAAAAAGAAAAGAAAAAACUUUAAAAAAGAAAAAUAAAACACGAAAAACACAAAACAAAAACUUGAAGAGAAGCAAGCAAGUCAAAAACAUGGAUUCCAACAAGCAAACUUUCGUGGAACAAGAUUCAGAGAUGAAGCAAAAUCUAACAUCUGAAACGAAGAAGAAGAAGAGGAAGAGGGGUUCUAAAGGGACUUGGGAAGCUAAAUCCAAAGAUAAACAGAUUGUAUCAAAUAAGCCCAAGAAAGCUUCUGGUAAAGGAAAAAGAACAAAAGUUUGUGACAUUUACAAUGAUGCGGAAGAUCAAUACAUGUGUAUGGAAAGAGCAGCAAUUUUAUUGGAACGUUUAGAUGCAAAAUCACCAAAGUUUGCAAAAUGUAUGCUCCCUUCAAAUGUUCUCUACAGUUUUUGGUUGAUUUUACCAAAGAAAUUUUGUGUUAUGCAUUUGCCUGAUAAUGAUACAACGGUUAUUCUUGUUGAUGAAUCUGGAAAAGAGUUUAAGACGAAUUAUUUGAAAGUAAGACAUGGAUUAAGUGCUGGAUGGAGGGGGUUUUCUAUUGCACAAAGGUUACUUCAGGGUGAUAUUUUGUUUUUUCAUCUUGUUGAACCUUGUAAACUUCAGGUGAAUAUAGUGAGAAGAUAUGGUGUAGAAGCAAUAGAAGCGGCUGUUUGUCUAAUGGAAAUGCAUCCACGUGCUAAAAAAACAAGGACAUCGAAUUACUUUGAUAAAGCGGUGGAUUCUAAGAAAGAAAAACUUAAGCAUAAAAAAGUUAAAGAAGAAGAAGAAAAUAAAGUGGAGAAUGAAAUCCAAGUGCAUGUACAAACAAAGAAAGGUAAAAGAACACGAAGAAGUCCAAAGAAGUUUAUAAGAAAACUAUCACUAGAUUUUUGUUCAAAUCAAGAGCAUGUUGAAGAAGAUGUUGAAAGGGGAUCAUGUGUUGACCAAUGUGAUAAUAUUAGUGAUGAGUUGACUUCAGAAGUUGUUCAAGGGUCAAUGUCAGAGAUGACAACUCAAACACAACCCGAUGAAAUUGGGUCAUGUGCACUGAAUCUGAAUCUGGGUUACCUUGAGGACACCAUUGACAGAAGAAUAUUUCAUUCUUCAACAGUCGCAACAUGAAGACAAAAUCUUUUUUGAGGGUAUAUCUGGAAUUUCGGAAAAACAUGUUUUUGAGAAAAUGGAAAAUGGAAACGAAGAUCUCAACCUAAAAAACUAAAAACAAAAGCAGCUUCUUGGACAUGCUUUUGAAUGAAGAGAAGCUUAGAGAGCUCUUGAAUUGAAAUGGAUUUAGGAGAAACAUGUUUUUGAUCUUUUAUGAAGCGCUAUAUUUUAAGAAAAAAAAACGUAGAAGAGAAUAUAUUUUGGUAUACAUAUAGGAAAAUUCUCUUGAUUCCACAGAUAUUACUGUUGGUUUUCGAGAUUUUUUACCAACUUUUAUUCAGAAUUUAAAGAUGUUUACAGUUUGCAUUGGUUUA